AUGGUGAGCAAGGAGUGCUGGCACAGCCGCCCCGUGUUCAGCCUCAUCAUCCAGAUGCUCCAGGAGCAGGACUACAAGGACCACCGCACGGCCCUCGAGCUGCUGACGGAGCUGCUCCGGAGCCCGGACGUGGCGGCCGCCGUGGACGAGGCGGCCACCCGCGUGCUGGCCAGCUGGUUCCGGUGCGGGGAGCCGGCCACCGUGACGCUGCUGCUGCGGGCGGCCGAGACCUUCACGCUGCACGAGGACCUGGCCCCGCGGCUGAGCCUCCUGCAGCCCCACGUGCUCCGCUGCCUGCGCGCGGAGGACUCCGGGGUGGUCGGCGAGGCCUUCCGGGUGCUGCGGGCCCUGGUGGAGCACGGCGCCCGCCGGAGGGCCCCCUCCCUCCUGGUGCAGCUGGUCUCCUCGCUGCGGCCCUUCUUCGAGGCGGAGGCGGAGCCCCAGCGCCUGAUGGCCUUCGAGAUCUACGGGGCGCUGCUGGCCAAGGUCAGGAGGUCGUUCCUGGAGCCCCCGCUGCGGCAGCAGCUGCUCAGCACGCUGGUCCUCCUGGCGGUGCACCUGGUGGACAGGGACGCCCGGGUGGCCCAGGUCUGCCGGCUGGCCCUCCGCAGCCUGGCCUCCCUCCUGGGCUGGAGGCGGCUGCGCCCCAUCUUCACCAGCGGGGACCUGUGGAGGAUCCUCAGAGCCCUGCUGGAGCACGAGGCCGGCCGAGGCCGGUGGCUGCUGUCCCAGAGCCUGGCCCUGCUCCAGAGCCCCCAGGCCCCCGUCCGCCAGGCUGCCGUGUGGUUCACAGGCCAGAUCAUCCAGAGCCCCGCCGUGGCCAAGGCCAGUGACGUUGCGGAGGCCUCCGAGGCCCUGAGGUCCAUGGGCGAGGACCCCGACCCCGCGGUCAGCUGCCUGGCCACGCAGACCCUGCACGUCCUGGAAGCCAGCAGGAGCCGGCCGGCCCGGCCCCGGACCUGCUGGCUCUGCUGCUGGCGACGCUGA
This is a messenger RNA of Pipistrellus nathusii (Nathusius's pipistrelle), 987 nucleotides long. NCBI's taxonomy places the organism in Eukaryota, Metazoa, Chordata, Mammalia, Chiroptera, Vespertilionidae. The record is from the annotation of a GenBank genome assembly.